GUUAGCCGUUGUUCUGUUAUACUCUGCGAACCGAACAGAGUAUUUUUUGGAUUUUACUUGCAUAAUUUAUAUAUUUAUUACAGAUUACUGGAAUGAACACGGCCGUCGCAAUUCUGUUCUUUUUUGCAGCGGGAUUAAGUUUACUUGAAGCAGCAAACCCCUGCUGUUCACUCCCCUGUCAGAACCGGGGAGUCUGCAUGACGAGAGUGGAAAGCUACGAAUGUGACUGCACCGGCACAGGCUACUACGGCGAGAACUGCACCUCUCCUGAAUUCUUAACCAGGAUUAAAUUGGCUUUGAAGCCCAGUCCGAACACCGUGCAUUACUUUCUCACACACUUCAAGGGCUUCUGGAAUAUUAUCAACAACAUUCCCGUUCUAAGAAACUUCAUCAUGAGAUAUGUUUUAACAUCUCGAGCGCACCUCAUCGACAGCCCUCCGACCUACAAUGCUCAUUAUGGAUACAAAAGCUGGGAAGCCUAUUCCAAUCUGUCCUACUACACGCGAUGCCUUCCACCAGUUCCUACUGACUGUCCAACACCAAUGGGCACUGCAGGAAAGAAAUCACUGCCUGAUGUCAAAAUGAUUGUGGAGAAAUUCUUGCUGAGAAGAAAGUUCAUCCCUGAUCCACAAGGAACUAACCUCAUGUUUGCCUUCUUCGCUCAACACUUCACCCACCAGUUUUUUAAGACCGACCAGAAGAAGGGUCCCGCUUUUACUCGGGGUUUAGGCCAUGGGGUUGACCUGAGCAAUAUAUAUGGAGACAAUAUUGACAGACAGAACAAACUUAGACUUUUCAAAGAUGGAAAACUAAAAUACCAGAUGAUUGAUGGUGAAAUGUACCCACCUUUGGUGAAAGAUGUUGAGGUGGAAAUGCAUUAUCCUCCCCAUGUCCCACAGCAUGAACGGUUUGCUGUAGGCCAUGAAGCUUUUGGACUGGUCCCAGGGCUCAUGAUGUAUGCCACCAUCUGGCUGAGAGAGCAUAACUAUGUAUGUGAUGUUCUGAAAAAGGAGCAUCCUGAGUGGGACGAUGAACAGCUGUUUCAGACUACCAGGCUCAUCCUGAUUGGUGAGACAAUCAAGAUUGUAAUUGAAGAUUAUGUUCAACACUUAAGCGGCUAUCACUUUAAGUUGAAAUUUGACCCAGAACUCCUGUUCAGUAAGCGUUUCCAGUACCAGAAUCGCAUUGCUUCAGAGUUCAACACCUUGUAUCACUGGCACCCACUGCUCCCUGACUCCUUCCUAAUUCAGGACCGUGAAUACAGCUAUCAGCAGUUCAUGUUUAACAACUCGGUGUUAAUGCAGCAUGGCAUCAGCAACAUGGUGGAGUCUUUCUCCAAGCAGGUUGCUGGCAGGGUUGCUGGUGGCAGAAAUCUUCACCCUGCAGUGAUGAAAGUGGCAAUGGCAUCAAUCGAGCAGAGCCGACAGAUGAGAUACCAGUCCCUGAAUGAAUACAGGAAAAGAUUUACCAUGAAACCAUAUACAUCUUUUGAAGAACUCACAGGUGAAAAAGAAAUGGCUGCAGAGCUGAAAGAGUUAUAUGGAGAUAUUAAUGCAAUGGAAUUCUAUCCAGCAUUACUGAUCGAGAAGCCAAGACCUAACGCCAUCUUUGGUGAGACCAUGGUUGAAAUGGGAGCCCCCUUUUCUCUAAAAGGUCUCAUGGGCAAUCCUAUCUGUUCUCCUGAAUAUUGGAAGCCUAGCACGUUUGGUGGGAAAGUUGGUUUUGACCUUGUGAACAGUGCCUCUCUGCAGAAGCUUGUAUGCCGGAAUGUCAGGGGACCAUGCCCACUUGCAUCCUUUCAUGUGCCUCAACCCGAACACACUGAAUCAGUGACUAUCAAUGCAAGUAGAGCCAAUGCUCGGCAAAGUGAUGUGAACCCCACUAUGCUCCUGAAAGAACGGACUUCUGAACUUUGAAAACUGGGAUACUUACAGAGUCUGACUUUCUAUGUUAAAACAGAAUAGUAUUUAAUUAUAUACAUAAUUUAUGAAAAGGAUCUGUUUCCUAUUUAUUUCUAUGACACUGAACAAGAAUAUGUUAAAUAUUUAUUACUUAAUGCAAAUUUCUAUUUAUUUAUUUAUAUAUUUAUUGUUGGUAUGAACAUUUUGACUGUUUUAAUUUAAUUAUCUACUUCUGAAAUAAUAAUAAUGAAAACAAAUCUCUUCCUUGGUUAUAUAUUUGAAGAUGGUAAAUAAAACAUCUCAUGUAAUUCAUGGGCUUGAAUCCUGUUUCAGGUGGCUUUACACCUGCUGCUGCUCAGUUGUCCUCUUGUCUUGCACUCUCAAUUGAAACCAGGAAAUUUGAAAAAUAUAAAAUCCAACUGAUUUUAUGGCUCUUUUUUAUGAAUUUAUUUAAAAUUUUCUUUUAAGAAAUUUCUUGUCAGAUUCAUCAUUCACAUGGCAGUAAAUGAAUGUAUAUUUUUUGUUUCCUGAUAAAGCUAUUGAGAAGAUAAGAGCUCAAAAAUAUGUUUGUCGG
This is a messenger RNA of Polypterus senegalus (gray bichir), 2475 nucleotides long. RefSeq names its product prostaglandin G/H synthase 2-like. Lineage: Eukaryota; Metazoa; Chordata; Cladistia; Polypteriformes; Polypteridae. The transcript is spliced from 10 exons. Gene Ontology annotation, cellular component: cytoplasm; neuron projection. Gene Ontology annotation, molecular function: oxidoreductase activity, acting on single donors with incorporation of molecular oxygen, incorporation of two atoms of oxygen; heme binding; peroxidase activity. Bases 93 to 1916 code for a protein of 607 amino acids. Gene Ontology annotation, biological process: response to oxidative stress; cyclooxygenase pathway. The record is from RefSeq and is a predicted model, not a curated record.